AUGAGUCGGGCCAGUUCACAUGUCAAAGCCUUUCCGUGCUACGAGCACCUGGCUCUGACGGGUGCAGAUGGCUCAGCCGUGCGCAUUCCGAUCAUGAAGCUGCCGGAUUUGCUUCAAGCAAAAAUCAAUGCUUGCCCUUUGUAUAGCGGCAUGCUGCGUGAAGCCAUGGCUGCUCAUCAGGACCGUCUGACAUUGCUAUUCUACUGUGACGAACUAGGCAAAGCAAGCAAUGUCCGGGGACACGUGGAUAUCACGUCCAUGGAUCCAGGCGCUUGGUGGCCACAAACAACAGCCACGAUCGAAGAAGCCGUGCAGGCUUUGCGUGAGACAGCCUAUGCCGCCUUAUGGCAACGCAAUGUCGGAUCCGCGAUGGACCACCUGCCGGCAUGUCCUUCCCAGCUGUUUUCUUCAAAACUCUGUAAGGAGGGCCAAGACUAUAGAGGGGACGCACUCUAUGCUGCUGCAGUCUUACCCAUCUGCGUGGCUUUCUGCGAUGAGGUCUUGGAAGACAUGGAGGAGAUGCGUGUGUUUAACGCCUCCUUAACUGCUCUGCAUCGCGUGGCUUUGUGUCUGUGGACAUUGAAAAUCACGGUGAAAGAUGUCGAGGAGCUGUUGCCUUUGCAGCAGAAACAUUUCCAAUGUCAUGUUGCAGCCUACGAAGCAACUCACAUCAGACCAAAGGCACAUUAUGGCCUUCACCUGAGUCAACAGAUUCAAAAGGUGCAAAAAUUCAUCGAUUGUUUUUGCUGUGAGCGAAAACAUAAGGGGUACAAGCGCCUGGCUCAAAAAUCUUUUUUGGCUCCCUUUUUUGCGCAGACUUGUUUAUUGGAACUUGUCACGCGUGAAUUGCAUUCAGCCAUGGAUGCUUCUCUGCUUGGCACAUGCUUGUUGGGAACGUCCAAAAGCAAAGCUUUUCCAGGACUUGCAUCCCCAAGUUUGUUUGCCCAAGGAAUUCAAAUUGAAGGGGUCAAAUAUGUCCAAAAUCAAUUCGUGCAGCUGACGGAGACCCACGCGGUGCAAGUCCAUGGUGCAUGGCUUUGCAAUGACAAAUUUUACCUUCAAGUCAAGGUCUUCCAAGCCGCUUUGCGCACCGAUGUUGGUCGCACGGCAUGGCUUGCAGCCAAGGGAAGCAUGACAUUGGUUGCCGCGAGCGAGAUGAAACCCACAAAUAAGAUAAUGUUUCACAGAAGCGACCAUGACAAGCUGCUUUGGCUCAUGUCGUAA
Cladocopium goreaui is the source of this 1224-nucleotide messenger RNA. Lineage: Eukaryota; Dinophyceae; Suessiales; Symbiodiniaceae. The record is from the annotation of a GenBank genome assembly.